UGGCUCGGAGGCUCCCCCUGGCUCGGAGGCUCCCCCUCCCCCGCCCGCCACGAGGCCCGCAGGUCCCCGUCGGCCCCGCCCCUCCGGCGGCCAGGUCCUCCAGCCGUCCCGGCAUGCCUCUCGCUCACUCGCUCGCUUUAGCGAGAGCGGCUCGGCGGGGUGCCGGGGGCUGCUGCGGGGAGCGGGCCUUUCUAGCCUGCCCUCUCGUUCUCUCUUUAGCAACAUGGCGGGCGUGGAGGCGGCGCAGGCGGCGGCCGCAGAGAGGCACCUGAACGGCGAGCUGGAGCCGGACGACAAGGACGACGGCGCGGCCGCCACGGCUGAGGAAACGGCCAAGAAGAAGCGCCGCAAGAAGAAGAAGGGCAAGGCCGGAACCGCAGGACAACAGGAAACGGAGGGAGAAUCGGGGACUUCUAUCAAUGAGGUAGUCAAACAGCUGGAAAAACAGGCCCUGGAGGACAAAGAAAAAGAGGAUGAUGAUGAAGAUGGAGAUGGAGAUGGAGAUGGAGCAGCUGGAAAGAAAAAGAAAAAGAAGAAAAAGAAGAAAGGACCGAAGGUACAGACAGACCCACCCUCAGUGCCCAUAUGUGACCUGUAUCCCAGUGGUGUGUUUCCAAAGGGCCAAGAGUGCGAGUACCCCUCAACACAAGAUGGGCGAACAGCAGCUUGGAGAAGCACAAAUGAAGAAAAGAAAGCGCUAGACCAAGCCAGUGAGGAAAUCUGGAAUGAUUUUCGGGAAGCUGCCGAGGCACACCGACAAGUAAGGAAGUAUGUGAUGAGUUGGAUCAAGCCUGGGAUGACCAUGAUCGAGAUCUGUGAAAAACUGGAAGAUUGUUCCCGUAAGCUAAUAAAAGAGAAUGGCCUAAAUGCAGGACUUGCCUUCCCUACAGGCUGCUCCCUCAAUAACUGUGCAGCCCAUUACACUCCCAAUGCUGGAGACCCCACAGUCUUGCAAUAUGAUGAUAUCUGCAAGAUAGAUUUUGGAACACACAUCAGUGGUAGGAUUAUUGAUUGUGCUUUUACUGUCACUUUCAACCCCAAAUAUGACACAUUGUUAAAGGCUGUAAAAGAUGCUACUAAUACUGGAAUAAAGUGUGCUGGAAUUGAUGUUCGCCUUUGUGAUGUUGGUGAGGCCAUUCAGGAAGUUAUGGAAUCUUAUGAGGUUGAAAUUGACGGCAAAACAUAUCAAGUGAAACCCAUUCGAAAUCUUAACGGGCAUUCAAUUGGGCCAUAUAGAAUACAUGCUGGGAAAACGGUGCCCAUUGUCAAAGGAGGAGAAGCAACAAGAAUGGAGGAAGGAGAAGUAUAUGCCAUAGAGACCUUUGGCAGUACAGGGAAAGGUGUGGUACAUGACGAUAUGGAAUGUUCACAUUAUAUGAAAAAUUUUGAUGUUGGACAUGUGCCAAUAAGACUUCCAAGAGCAAAACAUUUGUUAAAUGUCAUCAACGAAAACUUUGGUACUCUGGCCUUCUGCCGCAGGUGGCUAGAUCGCCUAGGAGAAAGCAAAUACCUGAUGGCUCUCAAGAAUCUGUGUGACUUGGGCAUUGUGGAUCCCUAUCCUCCCUUAUGUGACAUCAAAGGCUCCUACACAGCACAAUUUGAGCACACCAUCCUCUUACGCCCAACAUGCAAAGAAGUUGUCAGCAGAGGAGACGACUAUUAAACGUAACCCGAGGCCACUUCAGCCGCUUUGUAUUCUGGGCUUUGUUGGGUGUGCAACAUAUUGUCUGUUUUUAACAGUGGACCUCUGUAAUACUUUCCCAUGUGUGAAAAGGAAGGAAUUCAGUCAAAGGCAAGUCUUCUAAUGUAACUAACUGAGGAAAAAGCUUUCAGGGCUUUAGAGAGAUUUCACAAAUGUUAAAAUGUUGAAUAUUUUCUGUUCAGGAAAAUGUGCUAUGAAGCUCAAUUUUUAGUUUGGAAUGAGUUAUACAUUUUGUUUUGAACAUUUAUUCUAAAAGAUGCUUUUCAGAUAUUUAUAUUACCAUAUUCCUUGAAUGCUUUGAAUGACCACCCAAUUCUACUACACUUAAGCCUUCUGGUAUAUUGCCUUUUAAACUUCCUGGAUUCCAUUUUGUAAAAAAUAAAGACAAAUUUUCAGAUCUAAGAGAUACAUUUCAAUGUUUGUGGUCCUAAUUCUGGGCAGGAGACGGCUGUAUUUAAUGUAGAGAACCCAUGUCUUUAUAUAUAAUUAUAAUCUGGAAUGUAGUUCUAACCACUGAACCCUCCUGCUCAUGCAGUGGAUUGCACUACAGUCAGCAGUGCUCCUGUUUCUGUCUUCAUGGAUCCCCAACAUUGGUAGCCGCUGGUCUUCGAGAAUUCUUCAUUUUCUUUCUAGGACCCCGUUAGUCCUCAUUUUCUUCAAUCAAUGGAAAAGAUGAUAUAUUAACUACUUUCAAGCAUUCUGCCAACUUCUAAUCUUGUCUCACUAAAUGGAACCUUUUGCCUGAUUAUCCACACUGGAAAAAAAAUCUCUUCAGCUUUCCCAGUAGAAGACAUAACCUGGAAAAGAAACCUUUGGAGGUUGAACAAUCAAAGGAAAGCAGGGAAGUUUCUAGGCUGAAUCCUGUUCUGGACAGAACAAAUAAAAUUGUAGUUACUAGGCUCUUUGGUAGAAUGAGCCAACUUGAUGGGGUUUAAGGUUAGUAGCUUCUCAAAUCAAACCAACAUCAGGGACUUAUGGGGAUGAGUUUGCAACAAGUGUGCAAAUCUUCCCCCCCCCCCCCCCCCCCCCAUUCAGUGUGAAGGGUCAUAUUUACUUAGGUUUGAUCUGAGCCUGCUAUGUUUUUAAAGAAAAAUCCCAAUUUUUUUCUUACCUGUAAAUACUCAGUUGGGACUGUCCCAAAACAACUUUAAAGCUGUAAUGAAAUUUUUUGGCUUGAUAUUUUGUACCAAGGUAAAGCCUUAAAUAGCGGGCGUGCUUCCCGUGUUGUUAACUCAAAUUUAAGAUGUGAUUGCCUGUGGGAUAUUCUUGUCUCAGUUUUCUGUUCUUGUUCACCAUCACCAUUUUGUUCACUCGUGAAAAGAAACCUAUGACUUCCUCAGUGGCAGAGGUUUGGAGUCUCUAAAGCUUAAACCUGCAGCCUUUCAAGAGAAUGAUGGCUCCCGAUCCUUUGGGCUGCUGCCACUUUCCCCACUUGGCUCUGGGGUGAAUAGAGAAGCUAGUUCAGCCUGGGGGAGGGGGCGGGGAUGACUGAGGACAACAAAAAGCAUGCUCUGUAGUUGAAAAUGUAACUUGCCACCAUUCACAGGCAUCUCUACAGCACAGCUGUAAAGUUGUGUAUGUGUUCAACUCUCUAAUGCUAGAGCUUGAUGUGAUCCUAGUAAUGCAGAUUCCCUGGACCAAUUAUGUGCACAAGCUCCCCUCCAAGGUGACUGGCUAAUGCAGCUUUGUUGUAUGAAAUGAACUUUUGGGGGCUGUGAUCUCGUUUAAGGUAGGGAGGCUGUGGAUUUAAGAAAUGUUGGAACUACCUACUACUAUCCAUGUAUCUCUUGGAAUCAUUUUGUCAUGUUAAAAUAAUGAUGUACCUUAUUGGAUAACAAAUGAUUAGUUUGAUGUUUAAACAAUAGUGCCUUUAGUAAAUUACUUUGCAAUCAAAAAAA
Molecule: messenger RNA, 3600 nt
Organism: Monodelphis domestica (gray short-tailed opossum)
Lineage: Eukaryota; Metazoa; Chordata; Mammalia; Didelphimorphia; Didelphidae
Gene: METAP2
Product: methionyl aminopeptidase 2
Biological process (GO): proteolysis
Cellular component (GO): cytoplasm
Molecular function (GO): metalloaminopeptidase activity
Source: RefSeq, a predicted model, not a curated record